Pelecanus crispus (Dalmatian pelican) is the source of this 745-nucleotide messenger RNA. NCBI's taxonomy places the organism in Eukaryota, Metazoa, Chordata, Aves, Pelecaniformes, Pelecanidae. The record is from RefSeq and is a predicted model, not a curated record.
AUGGAUGGAUGUGCGUCAGGAAUGUUGCUGUCAGCCCCACAAAUGCUGAAUGAGCUAGUGGUGGGAGACACCAACGGGAAACUCUAUGUUUACAAGAAUGAUGACAGCAAACCCUGGGCUGUGCGAUCUUGCCAAGGAAUGCUUACAUGUGUUGGCGUGGGAGAUGUAUGCAAUAAAGGAAAGAAUCUCGUGGUGGCAGUGAGUGCAGAAGGCUGGUUUCAUCUUUUUGACCUGACUUCUCCCACUUCAAAACACCCAGAUGCUUCAGGCCACCAUGAGUUGGCAGCAGCAGAAGAGCAGAAGCCAGUGUUCAAGCAGCACAUUCCUGCCAACACCAAGGUCAUGCUGAUCAGUGACAUUGAUGGAGAUGGGAAGUGUGAGUUGGUGGUGGGUUACACUGACAGGGUGGUACGUGCCUUCCGCUGGGAGGACUUGUCAGAGAAUUCAGACCAUGUUUCUGGGCAGCUGCUCCUGUUGAAGAAAUGGCUGCUAGAAGGUCAGGUGGACAGCCUCUCUGUGAACCCAGGCCCUGAUGGCUCACCGGAGAUGAUGGUGUCUCAGCCAGGCUGUGGUUAUGCCAUUCUCCUGUGCACCUGGGACUCUGAGCAGCAGGCCACGACAGAGGGAAGAGACAACUCUGCCCCAAGCAGUGAGGCCCCUGUUCGAGAUGUUAUUCUACACCAAACAUCUGGACGGAUUCACAACAAGAAUGUUUCCACUCAUCUAAUUGGUAGCAUUGGCCGAG